This is a messenger RNA of Chaetomium fimeti, 1341 nucleotides long. RefSeq names its product ribosomal protein L4 domain-containing protein. Gene Ontology annotation, molecular function: structural constituent of ribosome. The record is from RefSeq and is a predicted model, not a curated record. NCBI's taxonomy places the organism in Eukaryota, Fungi, Ascomycota, Sordariomycetes, Sordariales, Chaetomiaceae. The transcript has 3 exons. Gene Ontology annotation, cellular component: ribosome. Gene Ontology annotation, biological process: translation. Bases 258 to 1217 code for a protein of 319 amino acids.
CACGCCCCAGACGAAAUUUCGUGGGACCCGUGCACAGGCUGCGUGCAGGGGUCGGAAAGCUCCGCGAUUCGGGGAGUCUGUGCGCUGCGACUCCAGAUCUUUUUUCGCGGGACAUCAGCAACAGUAGUGGUGGACUUCUCCGUGGAUGGGAAUGGUAAAUUCGUGAACGAAAACAGGCGAAAUAUUUACGACGAUCUCGAAGACACCCAUCCCCCACCACAGAACCAACUGCAACUUCUGCGCGACGCACCGCGGCCAUGGCCGGCAAGGGGAUGAAGAGCCUGAGCGAGGCCAUGAGGGGUCUGAGUCUCGCAGCACAGCCAUGCAGGGCCCUACCGGGUCGGCAAGUUUCAGUGGCGUGUAGGAGAUCAAUGGCAACCGCGGUCGAGACGAAGCCCACGAACAUCACACGAUCCGUCACCGAGCCGUGGAAUCCCAUAACCACCGUCCCUGUUACCAUCCACGCCUUCCCCACGCUCGAACCGCGCUCGCUCGAAUCUUGGUCCGCCAAGCACUUACAUCUUCCCCUCCGCCGUGAUAUCCUCCACUUAGCUGUUGUCUACGAAGGCGACAAGACACGGCAGGGGACGGCCUCGUCAAAAACCCGCUUCGAAGUACACGGCUCGCACCGCAAGCUCCGGCCGCAAAAAGGCUCCGGCCGCGCCCGUGUGGGCAACAAACAGUCCCCGCUGAUGAAGGGCGGCGGCAAGACGUUCGGCCCCAAGCCGCGCGACUUCAGCACCAAGCUCAACCGCAAGGUGUACGACCUGGCGUGGCGCACGGCGCUCUCGUACCGGUACCGGCGCGGCGAGCUGAUCGUGACCGAGGACGGGCUGGAGAUGCCGCUGCCGGAGGAGUUCCUCGAGCUGGCCGAGUCGGGCGUCAUGGGCCGCGAGCUCGAGGACGGCUUCGUCAGCAAGUACGUCGCCGAGUUCAUGGCCGCCCUGCAGUGGGGCGGGGCCCACGGCCGCACCACCUUCAUCACGGGCGACAGGCGGCCCAACUUAUUUACGGGCUUGGACGUUGCGGGGGAGAACGGCCGCGCGCUGGAGCUGGAGGAUGUUGAUGUUAAGGAUCUGCUGGAAACAGGCAGGAUUGUCAUUGAGCGCACGGCGCUGAGGGAGAUGAUCAAGGAGCACUCGAGCGAUCUGAUUUCGCGUGUGGUUGUUAAGGGGCUGAACGCCAAACCUACGCUGGGACAGGUACUCGUCCGGUGAGGAAGGGUUAGGCAGUUAGAUGGUUGGGAUUUACGCUGUACUAUAUGCUUGGAACGGCCUGUGGUUGAGUGAAGGGUCGUUUGCUUUGUACAGCAACUGUAAAAUGUAACAUUUUAUCAAAUAU